AUGGGAGAGCCGCUGGUCGCCGAGCAGCCGACAACCGCCCAACAGAGCCCGUUGAGCACGAACUCGGUCGCAUUUCAGAGCUCCGCAGACCCCAUUUCACAGAAUUACGGCCUAGAAGACGCCUAUCGCGCUCUCAUUUACUUCUGCGAUAGAAAUUCGUUGGAUAAGAAACAAGUACUUCGAUUUUCUCCGCUUUUUCCCGUGUAAUUAUAGAAUUUGACAUUUUUCAGGUUAUUCUCGGACUUUUCCUCUCAUUUCUGCUCGUAAUCUUCUCGGUGGGCACUGUGAUCGCGUGGAAUCGAUACUCGCCCAUCAUCCAGGAGUUUAUCAUCAAGGAGAAUAUCGAGAAAGCGAGAGCGAAAAGUUCCGACAAGAAUAGUAGGGCUGCAGUGGGGAAAUCAGGGAAAAUCAUCAAAAAUCAUUCAGAAAAAGAAGAAUGA
This is a messenger RNA of Caenorhabditis sp. 36 PRJEB53466, 440 nucleotides long. Lineage: Eukaryota; Metazoa; Nematoda; Chromadorea; Rhabditida; Rhabditidae. The record is from the annotation of a GenBank genome assembly.